CAACUAAUCAGACUUCCCAAUCUCUUGACAAACAACAAGAGUUUUGUGAUGAUGCAGAUAACAACAAAAAAAUUAAAGAAGGUGAGGAUGAAGAAGAAAAAGCACUAAGUCAAAUGAGAGAGGAGUCUUUUAUAGAGGCGAUAGAUCAUCUUAAACAUGCUGAUAAAUUGGAACCAGUAAACGCUCUGCAUUUCCCAGAAAAUCUAGAAAACGUGGAAGAAAAUAUCUCUGCACCAGAAGCAAACAGAAAGAGUGAAUCAAUUUCCUGUGACGCUACACAAGAGGAUGUUGAUUUCAUAAACAAGACAAUGGCAACAUCAACGGAAAACGAGGCAGGAAGUAUUCAAGUAUCUGAUGUUCAGCCCUGUACUGAUAAUGUUCAUACAUCUCUGCCGCUUGAAGUUGAACUUGUAAUUUGUGAAGAUGAUGAAAAUAUCAAGACGCCAAAAGAACGAGAGAAUGACGAAGAAAAUGCUUUAGUAAUAAUGAGAGAUGAAUCUAUUAUGGAUGCAUCAGAUUACCCAGAACAUGCUGAACAAUUGGACCGCGUUAUUGUCCCACAAGACGAUCUAAUUAAGGAUGAACAACCCAGUGAUACAUCAGAGAAAUUUGAAUGGAACAAAGCAUCUCUUGAUAAUGUAUCUGAUUCUACUGGCGCAGAUUAUGAUGUACCAAUAGCAAAACAUGUCAAUGACGAAGAAAUUGUCUUGAUUGAAAUGCCAGAAAAAGGUGUGGAGCUGGAGUCAACAAAUCAUGCAUCUCAAUCACUUGACAAACAGCAACAAAUAUGUGGUGAUGUAGAAAAUGACGAAAAAACUAGAGUAGAUGAAGACGAAGAAGAGAAUGCAUUAAUUCAAAUGAGAGAUGAAUCUUUCAACAUGGCAUCAGAUCAUUUCGAACAUGCUGAGAACGUGGACUCAGUGAAUGUGCUUCAUCUACAAGAAAAUAUAGUAAACCCUUCAAAAGAAGCAGAAAGAAUGGGUGAAUCAGUGCCCUGUGAAUCUGUACUUCAGACAUCAACGGAAAACAAGGCAGGAAAUACUCAGAUUGCGGAUAUAGUUGUAGUUUGUAAUGAUGAAGAAAACCUCGAAAAGAUAGGAGAAGGAAAAGAUGAUGAAGAAAAUUCUUCAGUAAUGAUCGGAGAUGAGCCUAUUAUGGAGACAUUAGCUCUUCCAGAAGAUGCUGACAUAUUGGACCUAGUAAAAGAAGAUCUAUGUAAGGAGAAACAACCCAGUGAUACAUCUGACGAAUUCGAAUUUACAAAAGCAUCUCUUGAUUAUGCAUCUGAUAGUGCUGGUUCACAGCAUGUACCCACAGACGAGAUGAAGCCAAAUCAUGCAGAAAACAUGAAUGAAAAUAUCGUAUUACAAGAAACAGAAAGGGAUAGUGAACCAAUUGCAUGUGACGCUGAAAAAGAAAAUACUGAUUUUACGUGCACGGUACUGAAAGACUUUGACACAAAUGAGGAAUCAAAGAUCUACGUUUCUGAUGCACAACCGUGUGAUGAAGAUUAUGAUGUGAAAAUCAGAGAAGGAGUAGACGAAGAAGAAGAAGCGUUAAUAAAAAUGAGAGAAGAGUCAUUCAUGAAGACAUCAGAUCAUCCAGAACAUGCUGAGAAAGUAGAACCUGUAAUUGUUCAACAAGAAAAAAUGGAUGAAGAUAAACAACACCGUGAUGUAUCUGAAGGAUCCGAACAAAGCAAAGUACUUCUUGAUAAUGCAUUUUAUUGUACUGACGCAGAUCAUGAUUCCAAAGACACACUUAUCAAUGACGAGAACCUUGUUCUGAGGAAAAUACAAGAAGAGGAGCUGGUAACAAAUCAUCCAGAGAGUAAAGAAAAUCUGGAAGAAAAAAUCUGUUCACAAGAAACAGAGAGUAAAACAAUGUUGUGUGACGCUGUAAAAGACAGUACUGAUACAAACACAGCACUGGAAAUCUUAGUGAAAAAUGAGGCAGGAGAGAGUCAAGUUUCUGAUGUUCCACCAUGCAUUGAAAAUGUCAAUAUAUCCCAAACACUUGAAAUACAACUUAUGAUUUCUGAUAAUGCAGAAAACGAUGAAAAAGCUACAGGCGGAGAAAAUCAAGAGGAAAAUGCCUUAAUCAUAAUUAGAAGACAGAAUUCAAUGGAGGAGAAACUAGAUAAUCUAGAAAGUGCUGAUCAUAUUGUACAAGGUGCAACACUUGAUUCAAACACAAAUGUAGCACAAUAUCAAUCUCAACUUUCUGAAGAACCCCAACCAGCAUUAACGAAGACUACUGUACAAAUUGACAGCGAGAAUGUGAAUGAUCCUAUAAAUUUACAACAUAUUCCUCGUGUCGAUUUUAUAGACAAAGACAAUUCUUCUGUACAGGAUGAGAUGUCAAACUAUUCCGAGAAUAUUGAAAACUUGGAAAAACCUAUUCUCUCACAAGAAGACUGUACACUGAAUUCCAUUGUAACAAUGUCAAAUGUGACCAAGAACGAUGAAAUUAUUUCACAAUGCAUUUCUCGCGAGGACAAAGCAAUUGUAAACAAUAACAAACCGGAUUCAUUUGAUGUCUAUGAUAUCAAAACUACUACAAAUUCGCUUGACAACUCGGAAGACGAUACCCCUGAAAAAGAUAAGCGCAAUUUUAGUAAUGAAAAUGAAAAAAAUCAAUUUCACAGCUAUUGGAAAUAUCGUGAUGCAGAGCUGUUAGAUGCACUAUACAAAAUUUCGAUUGAGACUGAUCAACCAAUUGGCUCUAUUGAAGAGGAGCUUGAUACAUUCAACAAGAAUUAUAAUGACGCAGAAGAGAGAAUGAAAAGUUACAUGUACGAAAUGAGAAAUGUGUCUAAAUACUUUGACUACAAUGACGCUGAAGUAAAACAUAAUCUACUCAGAGUAUCGGAUGAUACCAAAAAUAUACAGCAGUAUAUUUCUGAUAGCAACAGCGAUAUCACACCAAAAGCAAAUUAUUCAAUAUUAGAAGCUGAACAGUCAGUGACAAAUGCCAGCAUUGAUGAAAAGAACUUGAUAAUUCAAAAUACUAACAUUGCCCCAGAAAUAGCUCAAGAUGCUUCUGAUCUCUCUAAAGAUACGCAAAAUAAAAUACAAAAUCGCAUUGAAACUUUUGUGUAUGAACUAAACGAUGUCAUUGAUCACUGGAAAUAUGCAGAUGCAGAAUCAAUGUAUGUUGCGUAUAAAUCACCUAUUGUCACUUCGCUCAAUGACGCCGAUCAUGAUGAAAUUUCAAAACAGGGUGAACCGAAUAAGCAAGAAUUAUCAACCUCUAUUUUAUCAACAUCUGUCGCAGCAUCGAUUGAAAAUGAAAAGGGAGAGCACAUUCUUUUUGAUGAACUUAACAAUAAAUUGAAUAGACCUUCCGACUAUGACGAAGACGCUCCAAUUAAAGCUCCGGAAAGUCCACUAAAUAAUCAAGCAACGAGUUUCAUAUACGAAGCAAAAGUAUAUCAUGAUUAUUGGAAAUACGCUGAUGCUGAAACAUUAAAUAUGACAUAUAGAACUCAGCCUGUCACAUCAACAGAAUGUGUGAAAUACAAAGAAUUAACAAAGGACAUGCCGAAGCAUGAGUCUUGUAUACUUGACAAGAGUGAUAUGUCGGAUGAGGUGACACAGAAUGAGAAUAAGGCAGAAAAACCAAGCAAAAUAGAGCCUCUAUAUUCUGAAGUUGUAUCUGGUAAUACCAAACAUAAAUCUAAUAAAUUAGCGGUUGAAGCUACUAAUUUCGAACCUGAUGAAAAAUGUUCUACUCUAAACUAUGAUGAAGAGACAAGUGGCGAACUGGCUAAAAAUCAAAAUACCAAUAACCUAUCGGAAGUACAACAUGUAGACAUAACUAUGGAGAAUAUAGUGCCAAUACUACCGAAGGCAGGCUUAGAUGACCCACACAUAAUUUCAUCUGAAGAUUUGGAUCAGCACAACAUUGAAAAACUAUCGCAAUGCCGUAUUGAAGUUGUUAAAGAAGUUCCGUUGCAAACUGAAAGUGAUGAAAAAUAUGAUGACGGAAAAGAAACCAACUUUUUCAAAUCAACCAUAAACGAAGAACAUGAUAUCAGUAAGGAAACUGCUCCCAUAGAAUUUGUUGAUAUUGAUGCCAAAGCUACGAAUUCAUCUGAAUCAACCAAUGAAGUGAACAAUGACAUUUGCAUUAAAAUCAAUCAGCAUGAUCGAGAGGAAAAAUCCCACCACACCACAGAGAACUUUAAAAUAACAGCAGCUCAAAACACACCAAAAUCUGCUGAAAAUGAAUACACCAAUGAUGAACCCAAGGAAAGUAUUAUUUCCUGUAUAGAACCAUCAGCUUUAAGUAUUGGCAUGGAUGGUGAUGGGCCAGAAAAAGCUCAAUUAUUGUCAACACCUCAUCAACUUGAAGCGUUUUGGAAAGACAAACCUUUAUACGAUGAUGCAGAAUCAACAUACAUCAAAUCAAUGGAAAACUUGAACAAAUGCAUAGUUCCUGAACAAGAUUACCCCAGGGCAGUUGACUCCAUCGUUGAUGAACAAGUACCAACACAGUUAACUCAGACAUCUAACAACAUACUAACCCAACCAUUGCUGCAGAACCCGGCCACAAACUCCAAUCUUUCCGUUCCUCCCCCGAAUCCACCAAAUACAUUAUUAGGUACAACAAGCACCGUGAAUAUCAGAAACCCCAAAGAAACCGUGGAUGAUUGCACAAUAUAUGAACAGACACUUUCCGAAAGCGUGGAGAAUAUUCUACAAUCACUGCUCAACGAGGAGCUGAAAAUGAAUAAUCUACCGUAUGACAACAUGAAUAGCCUAAUAAAAGGUUUGCAGGUACUUAUCGAAAAACUGUCUGAGUACAAAGAACAAAACUACGCAAUAUCAACAUCUCUGCCUCAGAAUGCUGACUACAAAAUAAAAGAAUCUGUCCGCUUGAUUGACGAACGAAUUGAUUUUCUACGCCAACGAGCUCAAGAUGGCCUUGAAAAGAUUCAGGUAAAUAUGUCAUAACUGUUAUUGUUUGAUUUAAUAGAAAAACCUGUUCCAAAAUUUCUACACUAUCGUCCAGUAUCAAGCAUAUUCUAAUGCAAUUUUUGGCAUUUCGAAAAGAUUGAAGUACUUUUUUUUUAUUCUUAUCGACUUUUCAUUUUUUUUUUUUAAUUUUUACUCUAAUGUGCAGGGACGAAGAAUAAUACUACAAAUGUUUAAAAGAUUUUCUCAUAAUCACUGUUUUAUGUGUCUUAUCAAAUUACGAAGAUUCGAAAAUUGGGUCUAAGUAGUUUAUGUACAGCACCAUAUCACUUAAAGUUACGCGUUAGUAAAAAAAAAACACCCGUUCCUAAUGGUAGUAAUAAAACAACAAAAAUUAGUAAAAUAUUUGGAAUUUUGGCUUUAUUUUCACAAAAAUUCAAUGAUUUCUAGAGGGUGCUCUAAAUUUAUGCAUGACUUGUAGUGAAAUCGUCGUAACUGUGCAUUCGUUCAUGUAUUUAGUUCCUUUUUUAGGAAAAAAAAAAACAAUCGAACGGUAUCAUACUGUCCGAUCUCACAAGUGUAACGCUGUGUCUUAUUUUACAACACUCGGCGGUGAUAUCGAUUAAAAACGACGUUAUGCGUUGAGGUCCGAAGACCAAAUUGAACUGAUUUAUUCGGCCUGGGAAGACCCCUUUUAUAGGGCCAGCCAGACUGCCAAAAGUAUAUCAUACAAUGUGUUUACAUAGAACCUUAUGGAAGUUUCCUGGAGUGAUUUAUGCUUAGGUCAGCGGACGACGCGUCGUCGUCGUCUCGAUCGAACCGUCGUAUGCUCAUAUCGAUUUGGCGAGCGAUACAUUGUUGUAAUUAAUUUGCAAACGUAAGCGUUGGGAUACGAACGAUAGCACGUUCGUCGCGUAUGUAGAAUUGGCUCGUUUUGCACUACACCUUUCCCCUUUUUCAGAAGAAUGGCGUAGCUAUUCUGAUCAAGCAUCACUUAAAGAAUCUUUUACAAUAUAUUUUGUUACAUUUUUAUGAUUCGGUUUUUAUGUACUUGUAUUUCUUUUUUGUUGGAAAUAUCGAUUAUUUUACAAUGUAUAUUGUCAACUUCUUUAAUUUUGAAUGGACCUAUAAAAUGUGGCUCAAGCUUUUUCCUAUUUUCGUUUGAUAAAUACACCAAAUCUCCUACAGAAACAUCUAUUGGAUUUAAGUUAUUAUUCAAAUUUUGUGUUCGUUUGAUUUUUUGUUCUAUUAAAAUUUUCCUAGCUAUUUCGCUUGAUUUUUGCAGUUUGAAUUUUAACUCUGUGUAGUAUUCGUCCAAAUUAUAUAUCGGUUCUGGUGUAACUUUUUGCAUAUCCUGAGGAAGUUUGGCUUUUCUACCGAAUACAAGUUCAAAAGGUGUAUAUUCGGUAUCGGUGUGAGCAGUAGUGUUAUAGGUAAAUUCAUAAAAUUUAGUCCACUCAUCCCACUCAUUGUGGUGUACGUUGGAAAAAUUUCGUAGGUAUUCGUUUAAACACCUAUGAUUUCUUUCUAGUGCUCCAAUGGAUUGUGGAUGGUAAGCAGUUGAGAAUGUUUGUUUAAAAUUAAGUAUUUUACUAAUCUGCUUAAGUACUUCGUUCUUGAACUCUGUACCUUGGUCAGAUUUUAACUCUAAAAAUGAUCCAUAGAUAAGUAUAAAAUUCUGCACCAAAGCUUUCGCAAUGGUAUCAGCUUCCUUAUUUUCUAAUGGUAUAAUUACAACAUAUUUGGUUAAAUCGUCUUGCAAUGUUAUGCAAUAACGAUUGUUUUUCGCAGUUCUUGGUAACGGACCUACUGUGUCAAUCGAGAUAAUAUCGAAUGGUUUACAAGGUGUAGUUGUUACCAAAGAUUCUUCUUUUGUCCGUUUUGUUACUUUGUUCAUUUUACAAAGUUUGCAGGCCUUUACAAACUUCGUAAUCGAACUUCUCAUGCCUUUCCAAAAGUAAAGGUCUCUGAGUUUGAGAUAAAGCCGGUUUUGUCCAAUAUGACCACCUGUUGGAGUCAUAUGGAAGUCAUGUAGGAUGUUAUUGAUCUCUUCAGAAUUCGUCAAUUCUUUCGGAGGGCGAUAUAGUAUUAGUUCGAAUUUACGGAUGACGUCUAGAGCGAUCCGUUUAAAAUCUUGUAGUGGUAUAUGUUUUAAAAUAUCUUCUUGUGUCGACAUUGCAAUUUUUCUAUUUUCCAAUAUUUUAUUCAUCUCUGAAAGAGCAAACUCUAGCGUCUGACUUUCAUUUUCGUGAAUAAUAUCUCUUUCAAGCGUUAUUAAAGUUUUGCGCAUAUUUUCAUUCAUUAAUUUUAUAAUAAUCAUUCCAUUUUGCAUGCAUAUUUUCAUUUUAUUCAAUUUUUUAAUGUCUGCCGGCGAUUCUGUUUCAUAGACAAGAAGGUGAUCAAGCUUCUUUUUUUGUGAAACAGUUUUUGUUUUGUCAAUUUUGUGUUGAUUUUUGGUCAUAGAUCUAGUAUGGACCAUGAGAAUUGAUUUUGAUUUAAUAUCAUCUGAAGUUAUAAUUCUGGAUAAUGCAUCUGCACCAACAUUAUUACUUCCUUUGAUAUAUUGUAUUUCGAAGUCAUAAUCUUCAAGAUCUAAACGCAUCUGGGUUAACUUUUUGGUAGGUUCUUUCAUACCAAAGAGAUACACCAGAGGGCGAUGAUCUGUUCUGAUCAUGAAUCUUCUUCCAUACAGAUAUGGUUUGAAAUGAUCGAUGGCCCAGUGUAUGGCAAUCAUUUCUUGUAUUAUUGUAUGUUUUUUCGUGUCUGCAUUGCUAAAUGCUUUACUGGCAUAAGCAAUGGGUAAGUCAUUUCCGUCAAAAUUUUGUGACAACACCGCACCGCAUCCAAUGUUCGAAGCAUCCGUUGUCAAUACGAAUUGUUUUGUAAAAUCAGGAUAUUUAAGAAUUGGUGGGUUUAAUAAUUUUUCCUUAAGAGCUUCAAAAGCUGCCUGACAAUCAUUUGACCACGUAAACUUUAUAUCCUUCUUUAAUAAAUUGUUUAACGGCCUAGCAAGUUGCGCAAAAUUUGGCACAAACUUCCUAUAAUAAUUACAAAAGGCCACAAACCUACGAACGUCAUCUGCGUUAGUUGGUUUGGGAUAUUUUUUUAUUACAUCAAAUUUUGAAUUAUCUGGGAGAAUUCCAUUAUCUGAAAUUUUAUGGCCUAAGUAAGUUACUUCUGCCUUAAAAAAUUGACAUUUUUCGGGAUUGAGUUUCAAAUUAUACUGUCUCAAUCUUUCAAAAACUCGCUUUAAAUUGUUAAGAUGAUGAUUUAUAGAGCAUCCUAUGACAACUAUAUCAUCAAUGUAUACGAAUGCACAUUCAGGUGUUAAACCUGCCAUGGCAAUCGUCAUCAUGCGCUGGAAACUAUUUGGGCUUAUAUUGAGUCCAAAUGGUAAGCGCGUAAAAGCAUAAUGCCCAGAGGGUGUUGAAAAUGCCGUAUAUUUUCUGGAAUCAAAAUCUAGAGGAAUUUGAUGAAAUCCUGCCAUCAAAUCCAGAGUACUGAAGUAUUUAGCUCUACCUAGUUGAUCCAAAAUAGUAUCGAUUCUAGGUAGGGGAAAUCUGUCAGCCAAAAUUUUUUUAUUCAGCUGUCUGAAAUCGACAACUAGUCUCCAUUUUUUCUCAUUGCUGCUCGACUUUUUGGGUACCAACAGAAUUGGUGAAUUGUAAGCCGAGACUGAGUGUUCAAUCACAUCAUUUUUCAACAAAUUUUGGACUUGAGAUUCAAUCUCCUCAUUGUGCGCGUGUAUAUUCCUAGGGUUUGGGUACUAGUAGUGGACCCCCUAAGCCAUCGAAAUUUACUUCUGCGGCUCUUAAGCUAUGUUGAGAUAGUGGAUUGUUCCAAAGUGGAUUUUUUUAACAAGUUUCACGUCCCCUCUUUAUGUUAAGACCGUCAAACAUACAACGUUAAUACAUUAUUCCAGUGAAAUACGCAUUUGAAAAUACGCAUCGAUGUUGCCUAUAAUGGACACCACCGGGGUCCAUUAUAGGAUUAUUUACAAAUAUCUUGGCGCCUAUAGUGGACCCCCCCAUUUGAUUUCCAUGUUAGCUGUCACGCCGUCGACGGUGCCUAUAGUGGACCCUCCCUGAGUGUGCGUAUAGUGGACCCUUUUGAGUGUUUACAUUCAUUAAAUAGUUAAAAUAACCGAUUGAUAUGGCCACUGGGUCAUUUGUUUGCCAGGAACUGCUGUGUGGCAAUGUAAUUGAUGUUCCCCCGGUGGAAGUUGCCUGGAAACAGUUGAUUUUGGCAUUUAUAUUUAAGUUUUUCUGAAGGGGGUCCACUAUAGGCGCAGGGUCCACUAAUAGCACACAACCCCUAUAAUUUGGGAUGUAUACAGGCACGUUAUCUGAAAGUUCUAUAUUUUGUGAAUAGAAGUUGUUAGUAGUGAGGUUAUCUUCUCCUAACGCAAAAAUAUCAUUGUAUUCGUGAAUUAAAUUUUCAAAAGGUUCCUUGGCUGAUGCUGGUAGUUCUGAAACAUUAAUUUUUGAUCUUAUUUGAUCAGUUCGGUCGGAAAUAUUACCGUUUUUAUUGACAUUUGCUACGAUAAAAUUCUUCAGAGGUUUCAUCAUAGGCUUAAAAUCUUUUAUAAGUACUGCUUUAUCAGUAGUAUUUAUAAAUUUAACGUAUUUUGUUGAUGGUGACGUCAAUGUAUUGCCACAGAAAAUCCCUGGUUGGAUUUCUUCGGCACACACUAACAUAUCUUCAUUCAAAUUUAAAUCAUUUAUUUUUCUUACAACUUCGCAACGUUCAGGAAGUAUGAAUCCUCCAUUGAAGUUGUCUUCAAUGGGAAUGUUAACUUCCUCAUUAUUGCAUCGAAUGUUCAAAAUCCAGGAUUCAUAAUCAAUACUGCAUUUAAAUGCAGUUAAAAAGUCUCGUCCCAAUAUCCCAUCAGUAAAUAUUGGAAAAUUUUCUUCAACUAUUUGGAACUCAUGUUCCAAUGUAAUGGUAUUUUGGAAUGUUAGUUGUGUCACAGCUGAUGCAACAGUUUCAAUUUUAUUUUCUGAUAUUCCAGAGAUCAUACAUCUUCGAUCUCGAUUUAUCAGUUGAUCAUGCAAUAUAUUAUUUAAUUUGAAUAUAGAAACGUCAGCACCUGAAUCGACCAUAAAGGUACAUGUAGAAUUUGAUAUUCCAAUAUGUGCCUUUAUGAAAUUUGAUGCUGAUGGGUUUAUUGUGAAAAGCGUUGAAUUUGGCCUAAAAAAUUUUGUGGCUGUUGAGUGUUUUGAUGUUGCGUUGUUGGUUGUGGAGCGUUUGUUGCUUGUUGGGGUAACUGAGGUGUCUGACCACUUUCACUGUUCGUAUAAUAAAUACGGGACUGAGAAUGUCCUCUAUAUGGUCUUCUACCACGUGAAGAAUAGAAAUUUGCACUAUGUCCUCGGUUUUGAUAUCGGCCUUGGAAAUUUCCACGAGAAUUGCCUCUGAAAUUUCCACGAUAGUUACCUCUGUUUCCUCUAUAGUG
Molecule: messenger RNA, 10374 nt
Organism: Aedes albopictus (Asian tiger mosquito)
Lineage: Eukaryota; Metazoa; Arthropoda; Insecta; Diptera; Culicidae
Exons: 3
Coding region: 114-4958 (1614 amino acids)
Source: RefSeq, a predicted model, not a curated record